CAACUGUAUUGUGAAAUAAAGGAAAUGCAUGUUAAAUUUUUUAUUAAAUAAUCUUAAAACUGCUUCGUCAUUUCUAGCAUAUAAUUAACAUACUAAAAUGAUAUUGAAAUCUCACUAGGAAACCGAUUCAAAGUUCAACUUCAAUCGAUUUGUAGUUUUCAUUCUUUGAUAAAAAAUUGGGAAAAAGACGACUAAUCAAUAUUUUGAUAUUAAAUUCUUAACACUUGUCAUAUCAAAUUAAGAAAGAUGGGUCCCAAAGGUAAAAUAUAUGUGAUCGGUGUUGGGAUGACUAAAUUUGAGAAACCUGGAAAACAGGAUGGAUCAGAUUAUCCAGAAUUAGCAAAAGAAGCGUUAAACAAUGCUUUGAAAGAUGCUAAAGUUCCAUACAGUAAUAUCAAAGCUGCUUGCGUUGGAUACGUUUAUGGAGACUCAACUUGUGGUCAAAGAGCUAUUUACGAAGUAGGAUUGAGUGGUUGUCCUAUUUAUAAUGUUAAUAAUAAUUGUUCAACUGGAUCAACUGCAUUAAUGUUGGCUAAGCAAAUCAUAGAAAGCGGAAAUGCUGAUUGCGCUUUAGCUCUUGGUUUUGAAAAAAUGGAACGAGGUUCAUUGACAUCUAAAUUCACUGAUCGUACAAAUCCAAUGGAGAAACAUGUUCAAGUUAUGGCUGAUAUUGCUGAAAUAAAUGAAAGACCAAUUACUGCUCAAAUGUUUGGAAAUGCUGGUCUUGAACAUAUGAAGAAAUAUGGAACAAAAGCUGAACAUUUUGCAAAAAUUGCUUAUAAAAAUCAUUUACAUUCCGUAAACAAUCCAUAUUCUCAGUUUCAAGAAAAGUAUUCUUUAGAACAAAUAAUGAAAUCUCCAAAUGUAUUUGGACCUCUUACAAAACUUCAAUGCUGUCCUACUUCUGAUGGUGCAGCAGCUGCUAUUUUAGCUAAUGAAGAUUUUGUUCGUAAACAUCGAUUAGAGUCACAAGCAGUAGAAAUUUUAGCUAUGGAAAUGUCUACUGACUUGCCAUCCACAUUCUCAGAGAAUAGUUGCAUCAAACUUAUUGGAUACGAUAUGACCAAGAAUGCUGCAGAAAAGGUUUUCACGAUAACCAAGUAUAGACCGAUAGACGUAGAUGUAAUAGAGUUGCACGAUUGUUUUUCAACCAACGAACUGAUCACUUAUGAAGCUUUAGGACUUUGUCCUCCAGGCAAAGGUGGACAACUGGUGGAUUCUGGAGACAAUACGUAUGGUGGAAAGUAUGUCAUCAAUCCUAGCGGUGGUUUAAUUUCCAAAGGACAUCCCUUAGGAGCUACGGGCAUAGCUCAAUGUGCAGAACUUUGUUGGCAACUUCGAGGACAAGCUGGAAAACGACAAGUGCAAGGAGCGAAAUUAGCAUUACAACAUAAUAUAGGUUUAGGCGGUGCUGUUGUAGUUGCUUUAUAUAAAUUAGGCUUUCCUAAUAGCGCACCUAAUCUCGCGAAAAAUGCUGUUGCCCCUUCACCUCAAUCUUCUGGCACUGUUAAACAGAACAAAACUGGCAGCGUUGAUCCAAAUUCCUUCAAGGCUGCUCCACUUUUUAAAUUACUCGAAGUUGCAAUGAAAGAAGAUCAGGAUGGUCUGAUAGAAAAAGCUCGUGGAAUUUAUGGAGUUAAGGUGAUAAAUGGACCAGGAGGUGCAGAAGCAUAUUGGGUGAUAAAUGCUAAAACAGGCAAAGGAUCAGUUGAAUUAAAUGGUAAAAGUAAACCCGAUAUUAUAUUUACCAUCAGUGAUCACGAUAUAACUGAUUUUAUCACGGGAAAAUUAAAUCCACAAAAAGCAUUCUUUCAAGGUAAAAUUAAACUUCAAGGUAAUAUAGCCUUUGCUAUGAAAUUAAUUGCAUUACAAAAAAAUGCAGCAGCCAAAAUCGAUUUACUUCGUUCUCGAUUAUAAUUCUAUUUCCGAUGAAAAACAACUCAUAUAUCGAUAAUCACGGGGGUUAUAUGGAUACGAAUAUUUUUUUCUUUAUUAAUCCUUAUGUUGGGAAUACUUUUUAAGAUCAAAACAAUAAGUUUUAGGAACUAGGGUAUAAUUUGUAACGGGUUAAAAAUAAAUACUAUAUUCAAAGUU
This is a messenger RNA of Polistes dominula (European paper wasp), 2094 nucleotides long. It is a transcript of the gene ScpX, whose product is annotated as Sterol carrier protein X-related thiolase. Gene Ontology annotation, molecular function: acyltransferase activity, transferring groups other than amino-acyl groups. The record is from RefSeq and is a predicted model, not a curated record. NCBI's taxonomy places the organism in Eukaryota, Metazoa, Arthropoda, Insecta, Hymenoptera, Vespidae.